Molecule: messenger RNA, 1507 nt
Organism: Mucor mucedo
Lineage: Eukaryota; Fungi; Mucoromycota; Mucoromycetes; Mucorales; Mucoraceae
Product: ATP-dependent RNA helicase uap56
Exons: 3
Coding region: 103-1416 (437 amino acids)
Biological process (GO): mRNA export from nucleus; mRNA splicing, via spliceosome
Molecular function (GO): ATP binding; RNA helicase activity; RNA binding
Source: RefSeq, a predicted model, not a curated record
CUUUUUGUUUUUCCUUUGUUCGUCUAAAAAAAAAAUCUUUCCCCGUUUUUUUUUUUUUUUUUAUUCCACUAAACCUUUACUACUUUACAACAAAAGUCUAAAAUGUCUGCUGCCGACCACGCUGAUGAUCUCAUCGAUUAUGAGGAGGAAGAUGAACAAACCAUCCAACAAGAAGCCGCUGCCGCUCAACAAGCCGAAGCCUUAAACGCUGAUGAUGAUGACAAGAAAGAUAAGAAGGGUUCUUACGUUGGUAUUCAUUCUACUGGUUUCCGUGAUUUCCUCUUGAAGCCUGAAUUAUUAAGAAGUAUUGUUGACUGUGGUUUCGAGCAUCCCUCUGAAGUUCAACAAGAGUGUAUUCCCCAAUCCAUCCUUGGUAUGGAUGUCUUGUGUCAAGCCAAGUCUGGUAUGGGUAAGACAGCUGUGUUUGUGCUUGCCACCCUUCAACAACUUGAGCCUGUCAACGGAGAAGUCUCUGUGAUUGUCCUCUGUCAUACCCGUGAAUUAGCUUUCCAGAUCAAGAACGAAUAUGCGCGUUUCUCUAAAUACUUACCUGAUAUUCGUACCGAAGUCUUUUAUGGUGGUGUUCCCAUGACUAAAGAUGUAGAGAUUCUCAAGGAUAAGAGCAAAUGUCCUCAUAUUCUUGUAGGUACACCUGGUCGUGUUCUUGCCUUGAUUCGUGAAAAGCAUCUCAAGUUAGCCAAUGUAAAGCAUUUUGUGUUGGAUGAGUGUGAUAAAAUGUUAGAACAAUUAGAUAUGCGUCGUGAUGUUCAAGAUAUUUUCCGUGCUACUCCUCAUCAUAAGCAAGUGAUGAUGUUCUCUGCCACUUUAGCCAAAGAGAUGCGUCCUGUGUGUAAAAAGUUUAUGCAAAACCCUUUGGAAAUCUAUGUUGAUGAUGAAGCUAAAUUAACACUUCAUGGUCUUCAACAAUUUUAUAUCAAGAUGGAAGAAAAGGAAAAGAACCGUAAAUUAAACGAUCUUUUGGAUACCCUCGAAUUCAAUCAAGUCUGUAUCUUUGUGCGUUCUGUCUCUCGUGCUAAUGAAUUAAACCGUAUUCUCUCCGACUGUAAUUUCCCCAGUAUCUGUAUUCACUCUCAAAUGAGCCAAGAUGAACGUAUCAAGCGUUACAAAUCUUUCAAGGACUUUGAAAAGCGUAUUAUGGUCGCUACAGAUAUCUUUGGUCGUGGUAUUGAUAUUGAACGUGUCAAUAUCGUCAUCAACUAUGAUAUGCCCGAUGGUGCUGAUACUUACUUGCACAGAGUCGGUCGUGCUGGUCGUUUCGGUACUAAAGGUCUUGGUAUCACCUUUGUCUCUGAUGAAAAGGAUACUCAAGUCCUUAACGAUGUUCAAAGCAGAUUCGAAGUCAACAUCGUUCCUCUUCCUGAGGAAGUUGAUAUCAACACUUACAUGACUUCAUAAAUUUUUUUCCUUUUUUUUUUUCUUUAUAGUUCAAUCUCAAUCACCCAAAAAUGACGAAAUAAUAAAAAAUGGUGUUUUUUUUUAAAAAAAA